Notechis scutatus (mainland tiger snake) is the source of this 854-nucleotide messenger RNA. NCBI's taxonomy places the organism in Eukaryota, Metazoa, Chordata, Lepidosauria, Squamata, Elapidae. The record is from RefSeq and is a predicted model, not a curated record.
AGACAUGCCCAGCUAAGCGCGGACACAGGAGGAGGAGGAGGAGGAAAAGUCUCUCCCGCCAUGUCCUUGCCCCCUAUCGCGCCGCCACCUUCGGCCGCCCCCCGACUGCAAUCGAGGAAGCAACACCAGCCGUCGCCGCCCGUGGCGGCUCCUCGAAAGCCGAUGGCGGUGUUGGCGACGGCCCCUCUCGCUCCAGGCAAGCCUCCUUGGAAAGGGCGCGGCGUGCCUUCCGAGCGACCCGCCGGCUUCUCCAGUUCCUGGCCCAGCGCCUCCCUGCAGAAGCAGCUGCCGCGCGGCAAAGCGGGCCAAGGCGGCAGGAACGCCCCGCCGGCCGAAGGAAGGGCGGCGGCUGCGGCUGCCUUAAGCGCUGCCUUGUCUCGCAGCCGGGGCCGCUCGGGACCGCCGGCCGCUGGCACGCGCUCCUGCGAAAGCCUCUGCCCGGCGCCGGGAGGCCGCGGGGAAGCUUCGCUCCGCUUCUCGCUCAGCCUUCCCCCGGAGGCGAUCCGGGUCUUGCAGCGGCGGAGCCUGGAGAAGCAGCGGCCGCGAGGGCGGGUGGCCCGCUUCGCUUCCCCCGACGCCUCCAGGUGUCCUCUGGCGGGAAUCUCGUCGCCCGAGGGGGACUUGCGCGCCUUGCUGCAGGUGUCGCUGCUGAACGAGCGCCACCGCUACGACGACGUGGAGUACGAGGAAGACGAGGCGGCGGGCGACCCCGGAGCCUUCGCGGCCGACGAAGGGCUGGUGCGCAAGUGCACCGAAUGGCUCCGCGGUGUGGAAAGCGCCGCUGCCCGGGACCGGGCGGGCAAGAUGGACACCCUGCCUCACUUGAGCACCCUUUGAGCGGCCGGGCUUGUGGG